CAAGUAUUAGUCUAUACCAUAUCACACACUAUCAGCUUCCACUACUCCAUAAUUCCACCAAAAAAUAAAAUAAAAUAAAAUGGCGACCGAAACCGAAAUCCGGUUCGGAAUCCUCGGUUGUGCCGAUAUAGCCAACAAGGUCUCCGGGGCGAUAAAACUGGCACAAAACGCCACCGUUUAUGCCGUGGGCAGCCGUUCGCUUGAGAAAGCCAAGGCCUUCUCUGCCGCAAACAGCUUGGGUCCCAACGUCAAGACUUACGGAUCGUACGAGGAAGUUCUCGACGAUCCCGAUGUCGACGCCGUCUACAUUCCGUUGCCGUGCGGCUUGCAUCUCCGGUGGGCCGUUCUCGCUGCUCAGAAGAAGAAACACAUACUGCUUGAGAAGCCGGUGAGUUUGAAUGUGGCGGAGUUCGAUGCCAUUGUUGAUGCUUGCGAAUCCAAUGGAGUACAGAUCAUGGACGGUACCAUGUGGAUGCACCAUCCCAGGACCGCUGCCAUGAGAGAAUUCCUCUCCGAUGCUCACCGUUUUGGUGACCUCAAAUUGAUACACACAUGCUUUUCCCUUGCCUGUGGUGAAGAUUUUCUCAAGAACAACAUCCGCGUAAAACCAGGACUCGAUGGUCUAGGUGCUCUCGGCGAUGCAGGAUGGUAUUGCAUAAGAGGAAUCCUUUGGGCUGCAAACUAUGAGCUGCCUAAAACAGUCAUAGCCUCGGAAGGUGCUGUGCUCAACGAAGAUGGUGUAAUUUUAUCAUGUUCCGCAUCUUUGCAUUUCCAAGAUGGCAAAAUUGCAACAUUCUACUGCUCUUUCUUAUCGUAUUUGGCCAUGAAAAUCACUGCCAUCGGAACCAAAGGGACGUUGGACGCAAACGAUUUCGUCGUCCCUUUCGGCGAUAAGCCUCAUUUCACUACGGCUACAAAAUGUUGGUUCAACGAUGUUCAUACGGCUUGGGAACCCAAACCUAUUCAGCAUCCCAUCGGCUCUGAUGAUCUUCCUCAAGAGGCGAGGAUGGUUACCGAGUUUUCGCGGUUGGUCAGAGAGAUUAAGAAAGGUUCGAAACCGGAGAAGAAAUGGCCGAUGAUUAGUAGGAAGACACAGUUGGUAAUUGAUGCUGUCAAAGCUUCCAUUGAAAAUGGUUUCCAGCCUGUGGAGCUUUGAUUAAUUGCUGUUAACGAAUAAACUAGUGUUUUGUUAAUUUCACUUUCUUGUUUUCUGAACAAUUUAAAAGGUUCUCAUUUGUGUGUUUUACUAAUAAAUGCCAAGUUUAUAUGUAGA
Ziziphus jujuba (common jujube) is the source of this 1273-nucleotide messenger RNA. RefSeq lists its product as uncharacterized. NCBI's taxonomy places the organism in Eukaryota, Viridiplantae, Streptophyta, Magnoliopsida, Rosales, Rhamnaceae. The transcript has 2 exons. The coding region runs from base 80 to 1156 and encodes 358 amino acids. Gene Ontology annotation, molecular function: nucleotide binding. The record is from RefSeq and is a predicted model, not a curated record.